This is a messenger RNA of Mauremys mutica (yellowpond turtle), 1046 nucleotides long. RefSeq names its product linker for activation of T-cells family member 1-like. The transcript is spliced from 12 exons. Gene Ontology annotation, biological process: signal transduction. The coding region runs from base 109 to 903 and encodes 264 amino acids. NCBI's taxonomy places the organism in Eukaryota, Metazoa, Chordata, Testudines, Geoemydidae. The record is from RefSeq and is a predicted model, not a curated record. Gene Ontology annotation, cellular component: membrane.
UAGUUGGGUUUGGUCCUGCUCUGAGCAGGGGUUGGACUAGAUACCUCCUGAGGUCCCUUCCAACCCUGAGAUUCUAGGAGCCCUGGCUCCCCCCCCCCCCCAGGUGCGAUGGGGGCCGUCUCUCUGGCCGGGGCCCCCCCUAACCCCCUCUGCCCCCCAGGUGCGAUGGAGCCCGUCUCUCUGGCCGGGGUGCUCUGGGCCGUCGUGCUGGUUCUCCCGGCCGUGCUGGCCACGGCUCUCUGCAUCGGCUGCCGGGACACCGGCUCCCCUGGAGCAGAGUGGGCCGGACCCCCCCUGCCCCCACCCCUAACGCUGCGCCCUGCUCUUUCGGCAGCCCACGGAGCCCAGGCGGUCGGGGACUACGAGUACAAACCCCCACCUUGUGUCCCCCCCAACAGCUUCAUGGUGCUGACCCGAGCCAACUAUCCCUCCAGGAACCAGAUCAAACAGCAACCGGUGGCGCCCGCUGAGCAGUUCCUGUCCAUCCCGCGAUCCCCACAGGCGCCCCAGAGCCGCCAAGUCUCCUUCACCAGGACAGAGACCGACAACGACAGCGUCCCCAGCUACGAGAACGAGGAGCGGCCCCGUGGGGAUGACGACGACAACGACUAUAACAACGAGAUCUACAUCCCCGGCUACGUGGAGGUGCUUCCCGACAGCGUCACCGAGACGUCCCCCACGGAGCUGGUCACCUCGGGGCCGGAGCUCAGGGACAGCGUGUCCUCAGUGGCAAUGGGGGAUGAGUACGAGAACAUGCCGGAGGCCCAGAGGGAGUCGCUGGCCGACAGCCUGGAGUACGUCAACAUGCCAGAGCCUGGCUCCAGCCUCCCUGACGCCCACUACGGCGCCAGCGACCGGGAGAGCGAGGACGAUGGGCCUGACUACGAGAACCUGCACCGCUGAGCGCGAGGCAGACCCCCAGCUCUGGAGAGCGACACCCUCCGCCCCCCCGUGGGGAACCUGCCUUCGAGGAGCGAACCAACAGCUGGAUGAGCCCCCAGGAACCUCGCCACAGGGGGGCCUGAGAACCCCCCCCCGCUGGCCCC